Molecule: messenger RNA, 3640 nt
Organism: Coregonus clupeaformis (lake whitefish)
Lineage: Eukaryota; Metazoa; Chordata; Actinopteri; Salmoniformes; Salmonidae
Gene: tprg1l
Product: tumor protein p63 regulated 1-like
Exons: 6
Coding region: 183-1028 (281 amino acids)
Cellular component (GO): cytoplasm
Source: RefSeq, a predicted model, not a curated record
AAAAAAAGGAAAUCUAUGGGGGGAAGUGAGGCAGGGGUACUUCCUUGUAAACACUAUCCUCUCUGAUCAUAAUAUUGUGCGCAAUGACCAAUUCAAAACAAUCCACCGUUUGCUGAAUCUUUAUUCUCGAGUGGAUAGGUUGAAGUCUAUUUUGUGCUUUUUCUUAUAACUCAGUUUGCACUAUGCUUCAGCUAAACGACACUGUUGAGCCAAUGAGUCCGGGGGCUGCGGUCCUUCAUCCGGCGGAGGCUGAGGAUGGAGUCGAGGUUGCCUUCACGCCGCCGGGGGCCGGAGGGAGCCUUGGGUAUAGUUCUUCUGUAGCAUGUUGCUCCCCCUUACAAACAUUGACGCCGUUUCAUGUCCACAACCCAACAAUGCAAGCGAAAGUGAAGGAUUAUUUCGUCUUCAGGCCAGGUACCAUUGAACAAGCAGUGAAUGACAUCAGAACAGUGGCCCUGCCUUCAGAAGAUGGAGAAGUGCUGAGUGUGUGGCUGCUUGCAGAAGUUGACCACUGGAACAACGAGAAGGAGAGACUGGUGCUCAUAACUGACAGGUCCCUGCUGGUUUGCAAGUAUGACUUCAUCAACCUGCUGUGUCAGCAGGUCAUCAGGAUCUCCCUUAAUGCCGUGGACACCAUCUCAGUGGGCGAGUUUGAGUUCCCGCCCAAAUCCCUCAACAAGAGGGAGGGCUAUGGGAUUCGGGUUCAGUGGGACAAACGCCCACGCCCCUCCUUCGUGAACCGCUGGAAUCCCUGGUCCACAGACAUGCCAUAUGUCACCUUCACUGAGCACACCAUGGCCCGUGCCGAUGAAAAAGUGGCCUCUCUCUGCCAGGUGGACAUCUUCCGGACCCAGCUGGUUCAGGCAGUGAAGAAGGCCCACAAGGAGUUCCCCAUUCCGGGCAGGGCCAACGGAGUUCUGAUCCUAGAGAGGCCCCUCCUCAUCGAGACCUACCUGGGAAUCAUGUCCUUCAUCAACAACGAGGCCAAGCUGGGCUACUCCAUGACCAGGGGCAAGAUUGGCUUCUAAUGUUUCCCACUGAGUGACCCUCUUAUUCCACAGCAGUGGGAGCGCUGUCAAACUGUGUGUGUAUAUGCUCGUGGAAUGCCGACAAUGUGGCUGUGUCAUACCCAAAGCUUGAGUAUGACAUGGCUCACUGGCGGGCAGUCGUGGUGUGCAGUCAGCCUGAGUUCUCUCCACUCCUGCCCCAGUGCUCUCAUGCAGAGGUAUGUUUUCCAUUUGUCAUAAUUAUUUAACCCCUGAGUGGAGAGACCUAUGUGAAUUUGGUGUGUUUGUGCGAUUAGGGAAUGUCGCUAGUUGUUGGUACAGUGCAUACUGUUUACCUUGCGAUUGUGAAUAUACUGUAAUUCAGACCUGAUGCUGCUAGGUGAACCCGACUGAGUGUCCAUGGAAGUUAACAUUAUCGUGGGCCUUUUGUGCAGUACAAGGGCAUGGUUAGGAUCUUAACUUGAGGUUUAAGCGUUACUACAGAUAAAUCGACGCAAUGCGCUUUGCCUGAUCAAACGGUGAACCCAUUAUUUUCAACCUGAGACGCCUUGCAAAAUAGCAGAUUUUAGCAUCAGCCAUAUUGGCUUUAAAAUCCAUCAUAUUGGGACAUUGUAGAGUGGUAAGAUUAGAGAAUGAAUGCGGCUGCCGGUGCUACAAUCCGCCUUUUCCCAGUUAUGUCAAAACUAUGGCCAAGUUAUUCUGACUGUUAGUGUUUAUUUACGUUAUGUUUGGUGCAAGCAUUGAAGCCCAAUUACAAAUAUCCCCGUGCCAAUUUUCUUAAAUUGAUUAGGCCUACUCGUCUCCAUUUCUAGAAAACACACUGCCUUUAUCGUCCUCGUGCUAGGCUAGUUAAUGCAAAAGCAGCGCAUUAGGUUCCAUGAAAAUGUGAUGCCUAACGUUGGGGUGAGUAGCUGCCGGGGAAGUGUUGUGGAAUAUUAUGUGCUACUUUAGCAUGAUGACGACAAAGGCAGUUUAAUUCCAAACUAGCAGUAUUUCAAUCUUCUUGAUUUGUCGUCAUAUAUUGUUUUACUGUUAAUUAUCCCACAACGCCUAUGCCUGGAUUGAGGUAUGUUUUCAUACCUGUUUGAUUCUUAGUGUUGACCGGUGUGUAUAUAAAUGACUAGAAGGAAAAAAAUCCCUUCCACACAUAUGGCUGUGGUUGCACCAAACUAUCUACUAUUCGAAUACACAGAAGCUUGCAAGGAGGCUAAAAUAGUCUUAUCAAUAUUACCAACCGCCUGAAUAACUUGGCCAUAGUUUUGACCAUAAAUAAUUUUAAAAAAUGCCAUGUGGAAAUGAAAAUGGUAGCCAUCUUAGAUUACAUGAUGUAUUAGUCAACUAUUCAAGUAAAAAACUAGUUAGGGCUGUAGUCAUGGUCAGUCUUUUAUAUAAUUAACUCCGAUAUAAACCGAAGAGUAGGGUGACCAGAUGUCCCCGAUUUCUGGGGAGAGUCCCCAAUUUGUGGCCUGUGCCCGAUUAGCCCUCAAAGAAAAAAGCAACUCUGAAAUUGGAUACAGCGUUUGAAAUAUCAGCCUCAAUUAGAUUAGUAAAAAUGUCUCCCCUUACCAAACUCGUUUUGCCGCGGACCUUUUUGAGAACGUUUGAUCAGUGAUACAUUGUAACCGCCGCAUGAACAACCAUGCCCAUGUCCAGAAAGUGUAUGCAACAGCAUAGGCUACCAAACUUGGGUAUUUCUAAAAUAACUAGAUAGGCUAAGACAGGGCUCUCCAACCCUGUUCCUGGAGAGCUACCCUUCUGUAGGAUUUUGCUCCAACCCCAGUUGUAACUAACCUGGUUCAGUUUAUCAACCAGAUAAUUACUAUAGUCAGGUGUGUUAGAUUAGGGUUGGAGAACCCUGGGCUAAAAUGAAAACUGUGGAGGGGUAAAUCCAUUUCUGUUCUAAUUUAAAGUAUUUGGAAAGGACUAUAGUGAAUUAUAGUUCCAUGCCAUAGUUUUUUUCCUCCCUGCCCCCACCUUUUAAUGGAUCUUACAGGUGUCUUCCCUUUCCCCUCCCUGUUCCACAACUCUUGCUACUUGUUUUUAACCACUUAUCUACCCCCUUGGCCUCUGCUUUUCUGAUUUGUCACUUCCAUGUCAACAUUAGAAUGCUUGAGUGCUUGCUCGGCGAGAACAUCCACCUCCUCAUUCCCCUAUACUCCCACGUGCUGACACCCAGAGAAACCUCACAAAUACCCCCCCCAUCUGUCUCAACCUAAACGAGCACUGCAAAAUCUCAUAACCUCUUGUCUGCUCCAUCAAAUGUAAAUGUAUCAGCGCUGCACAGUGAUUCAAUGAUCAUGCUUUAACUGCUCCAAUGAACUAAUAUGUCUGUCCAACUACCUUUUUUCUGGUCUAAAUGUAACUUGCAUGUUGGGUUUGCAUGCAGUCUCUGUUCAAUUUGGAAAAUGCUCCAGAAUAACAUUUCAUGAAUUGAUGCAGAUUUCAAAAUUAAGUGUUUUGAGUGUCACUAAAAUAAAAUUGACUUUAUGGUCAAUGCUUUAUUUGUAGCACGGUCACCAACGUAAGACAAUUGCCUACAUUGUUUUGUAUGAAGUAAAUCUGAUAUCCGACCCAUUUGCAGAUUAGUUUGACUCAUAACUCUUACUAUAUUAAAUAAAUACUUAUCAAAAUGU